Strigops habroptila (Kakapo) is the source of this 1739-nucleotide messenger RNA. RefSeq names its product tubulin alpha-1B chain. The record is from RefSeq and is a predicted model, not a curated record. Gene Ontology annotation, molecular function: structural constituent of cytoskeleton; GTP binding. The coding region runs from base 189 to 1544 and encodes 451 amino acids. The transcript is spliced from 4 exons. Gene Ontology annotation, biological process: mitotic cell cycle; microtubule cytoskeleton organization. Gene Ontology annotation, cellular component: cytoplasm; microtubule. NCBI's taxonomy places the organism in Eukaryota, Metazoa, Chordata, Aves, Psittaciformes, Psittacidae.
CGCCAUGUGGUUGAGCCAAUCGGCAUUGGGAGCGUGUGGAUGGGCGUGUGUCGAGGCCAAUAGGAGCGCGGGGCGGGGGCGCGCAGCCCGCCCCCCUGGCCGGUAUAUAGGGGGGUGCCCGGGGGCGGCGGCAGCCUGGUACUUGCGUCGAUUCCUUGCUUGUCGGGACGAGUAACCGAGCCGCAGCCAUGCGUGAGUGCAUCUCCAUCCACGUUGGCCAAGCGGGCGUGCAGAUCGGCAAUGCCUGCUGGGAGCUGUACUGCCUGGAGCACGGCAUCCAGCCCGACGGGCAGAUGCCCAGCGACAAGACCAUCGGCGGCGGGGACGACUCCUUCAACACCUUCUUCAGCGAGACGGGCGCCGGCAAGCACGUGCCCCGCGCCGUCUUCGUGGACCUGGAGCCCACGGUGAUCGACGAGGUGCGCACGGGGACGUACCGGCAGCUCUUCCACCCUGAGCAGCUCAUCACGGGCAAGGAGGAUGCGGCCAACAACUAUGCCCGUGGGCACUACACCAUCGGGAAGGAGAUCAUCGACCUGGUCCUCGACCGCAUCCGCAAGCUGGCUGACCAAUGCACAGGGCUGCAGGGCUUCCUGGUCUUCCACAGCUUCGGGGGUGGCACCGGCUCCGGCUUCACCUCCCUGCUCAUGGAGCGCCUCUCUGUCGACUAUGGCAAGAAGUCCAAGCUGGAGUUCUCCAUCUACCCAGCCCCGCAGGUCUCCACGGCCGUGGUGGAGCCCUACAACUCCAUCCUCACCACCCACACCACCCUGGAGCACUCUGACUGUGCCUUCAUGGUGGACAAUGAGGCCAUCUAUGACAUCUGCCGCCGCAACCUGGACAUCGAGAGGCCAACCUACACCAACCUCAACCGCCUCAUCAGCCAGAUCGUGUCCUCCAUCACUGCCUCCCUGCGCUUCGAUGGGGCCCUGAAUGUUGACCUGACGGAGUUCCAGACCAACCUGGUGCCGUACCCCCGCAUCCACUUCCCGCUGGCCACCUACGCCCCUGUCAUCUCAGCCGAGAAGGCUUACCACGAGCAGCUCUCGGUGGCCGAGAUCACCAACGCCUGCUUCGAGCCAGCCAACCAGAUGGUGAAGUGCGACCCGCGGCACGGCAAGUACAUGGCGUGCUGCCUGCUGUACCGCGGGGACGUGGUGCCCAAGGAUGUCAACGCCGCCAUCGCCACCAUCAAGACCAAGCGCAGCAUCCAGUUCGUGGACUGGUGCCCCACCGGCUUCAAGGUGGGCAUCAACUACCAGCCCCCCACGGUGGUGCCCGGCGGGGACCUGGCCAAGGUGCAGCGCGCGGUGUGCAUGCUGAGCAACACCACGGCCAUCGCCGAGGCCUGGGCCCGCCUGGACCACAAGUUCGACCUGAUGUACGCCAAGAGAGCCUUUGUGCACUGGUACGUGGGGGAGGGCAUGGAGGAGGGCGAGUUCUCAGAGGCCCGGGAGGACAUGGCCGCGCUGGAGAAGGAUUAUGAGGAGGUGGGGGUGGAUUCGGUGGAAGGGGAGGGAGAGGAGGAAGGGGAGGAAUACUGAAUGCCGAGUUCCUUCUGUCGCUGUAGCAUGUCCACAAAAUGUCUGCUUCAAACACUUCAGCUUCCUUGUGCACUGGGCGGGGUCCAGCCCCGCGGCGGGGGGACACGCUGCUCUGGGCUCGUGUUCUCCUAUGUGAUCAUGUCGAUUUUCCAUGUGUCUGUACCAUGUCUGUGAAUAAAAGGCUUUAAGAGAGGC